Molecule: messenger RNA, 1116 nt
Organism: Owenia fusiformis
Lineage: Eukaryota; Metazoa; Annelida; Polychaeta; Sabellida; Oweniidae
Source: the annotation of a GenBank genome assembly
GUUUCUUUUUACACAAAACAAAUACUCGCAUAUACGAGUAUAAGUUUUGCUACAUGUACUUUAGGCUAGUGUAAAUAAAUGAUUUGUUGAGGAUGUCCUUCUACAUUCCCCGAACACAGGCAUCCAGAAAUCGUACCUCGAAGACGGAAUGAUGUGACUGUUUGGAUUCCUGCGUUUAGAGGAUAAUUCUCCUAUAGAUCUUGUAUUCAUCCUAGCCUAAGUUACAUAUAGAAAAAGUUAUUUUGCAUGGGUACUUUACAACAUGUACAAUGGUUCUGUAUAAUUAUAGGAGACAAUAACACAGGUGGUGAUGGUAAAGAACCGACAACAGAGAGUAAUGUCGUCAAUGGCGGCGGAAAUGGUCCUCAAACAGGAGCGCUGUCAGAGACGGGAUGUUCAGGUUUCCUAUGCCCCCUCCUCAACCCCAUUGUUGUUCUCGUUCUCCUUGUGUGGUGUGGGGUACUCUCAUUCCUUUGUCUCGUCCUUUGCUGUUGUAUCCAGCAAAGAAAACGUAAUGAGAAAAAGCGCAAAUAUUACGUGGACUACCUUCGUCGCCAAAAUCCUUACAUGGAAAGCUUACACUCAAAAGACUACACGUGGCACGAUUAUUCAACUGUGAAUGGCGAGAAUGGAUCUUCUGGGCCUGGUUCACACCCAGAAGAGGCUAAAUCUGAUACUGGUAUCAUGAACAGCAUGGUAACAAACGAGAAUGAAGGAUACGGCAUUAACCCUAGCCACCCAGCUCGUGGCACAGGCGGGACCAUUACAGCAGCUGAUGCGAAUCUUUAGGAUGAGGUCGAACGGGACAUUUCUCAUUAACCCAUUUACGACAUAGGACACAGGCGUAUUCCUGUAACUUCAAAUACAACACUUGGUUGUUAAGAAGUUUAUUCUCACCAUACUUGAGAACUUGAUAUCGAUAUAUAUAUAUUUUUGUACCAUUUAUGAAGAGCAUGCGUCCAGUGAAGUUCAACUGACAAAACUAAUUACUAUUGCAAUCUUAUAACCACGAAACAUAUUUACAAUUGCAAUCAGGAUGAAAAUAAUGCAGAUGACCAUAUUUAGAAGUUGUUUUUGCGUCACACCAGGUUAUCAUCUAAGCUUAUUAAAAACAGU